This is a messenger RNA of Anopheles funestus (African malaria mosquito), 4156 nucleotides long. RefSeq names its product restin homolog. The coding region runs from base 124 to 3891 and encodes 1255 amino acids. The transcript has 6 exons. The record is from RefSeq and is a predicted model, not a curated record. Lineage: Eukaryota; Metazoa; Arthropoda; Insecta; Diptera; Culicidae.
GUACGGCGGUCGACCAAAAAUAGCUCAGUCUAAACGAUCGCUGCCUCUUGAAAAGACAUCUUUGCGCUUUGUUCGUGUUGAAUAUUUUUUUUUUGCAUCUGAGUUUGUACUGCGUGGUGAAAAAUGGGGGGCGUACAGUCGGCCAACGAUGGCCGGGAAAUCCAAACAUCCGAAAGAGAAUCCACACCCAUCCACACACUUCCAAAUGCUGCACUGCCGGAAAAUGAAGCCGCAAUGAAAACAGAUGAUGAUGAAGUACAUGAUACAAAUCCACCCAUGGAUGACCCUGAGCAAAAUGACGAUGAGCAGCGUGCACGCGAUAGUGACGCUGCGAACGAUAGCGAUGAUAGCAUGACGGCAAAGUGUAGAGCACGGAAGAUGACAACCGAGUUGGCAAAUUUCCGCCGUAACCUGCAGCAGAAGCGACAGCUGCACCAAUCGAAGCUGGUGGCCGUGAAGGAUGAGCUGGAGCAUCUGCGGAAAGCGUUGGCUGAGGAGAAAAGCCGCAACCGAGCACUGAUCAAGUACGUUCAGCAGCAAGAGCAUCAGCUAGCAAAGCAGACACACGGCACGGAAGCAUCCACCGCGUCACCGUUGUGCGAUGUGAGACGGGAAGCGUUGGAGAUCGUAGCACACGGUGAGAACGCAUUGGAACCGGCCGAACGGCGAGUGAACGCGGAAGCUGUGGUAGAUGAAUCGCGAGAUCAGAGUUCAUCGGCCCGCGGACAAAGCGUCGAACGAUCGGACGACGAACGGCUGGCGCUGAAGAGAGAGCUGGCUGAGUCACAGCACGCGUUACAGUGCACAACCGGUGAGCUGCUAGAGCUGCGCCACGAGUUGGCUCAGUUGAAGACGCAGCUUCGCGCACAACAGGACGAAGCAUCGGCGGAGAGCGCGCGACAAAGUGCAGCAGCUCGGACACUGAAAGCGGAACUGGCCGAGACGCAGUUCCGACUGCAGAUAUCCCAGGCGGAGGCACUAUCGCUGCAAACCGAUGUUGAUCAGCUGCGGAAUCAGGUGAAAUCUCUCAAGGACGUUAUUAAGGCUGGGAAGGAAAUUAUCGCGAUACGGGAGGAUCAAGUAGAGCAGCUGAAAGGAAAACUGCGCCAGAUUGAGGACACUUUGCAGGAGCGCGAAUUGCAGAUUAUGUCCGACGAUCUGCGUCGGGAGUAUGAUCGACAGCUGACAAACAUUCGCAACCUAAGAGAUCUGUACGAAGAGCGCGAACGUGUUUCGAGAAUGGAGCGUGACAAUUUGGUCCGCCAGUUGGACCUGAAGAAGAACGAACUAGCGACCGAGCAGGAAAAAAAUAAAAAUCUGGAAGCAUUGAUGGAAAGUUUGCAGACGGAUCUUACCCGUUUGCGGACGGAACUGGAGCAGACGCAGGAGAAGCUGUCCCAAUCGCAAGCCGAAUCGAAGCAACUGCAGCUCGAAAUGGGAGUUGUCAAUCAGUUCAUUUCAAAGUUCCUGCUCGGCAUGAGCCGUAAGCCGACGGUGAGCGAUGUCAAUAUCGACAAGUUGGCCGCAGUGCUGGAAGAAAACCGAGAUCUGUUGAUCGAGAUGACGAAAGACGAAGCGGAAACCAUCGACACUGGAGCGUUCCUUCCGCGGGCUCUCUACGAUCUAAUCACGGAAGUGGACGAAGCGAACGAACAGAUCGAAACCGAUGGUGCGGAACAGGACGAGCCGGAUGCGAGCGGUGGCGAAGAGGAGUUUACUGAUGUACAGAAGGCAUCCCCAGAACAGAUUGCUGACAAGUUGCCAAAAGUCUGGCGGGUGUUGAUUGAGCUGGUGAACCAUCAGGAACGAGCUCAACCGGUUCCGUUUGUGGAAGGGGGAGAGAGUGAAGAAUGUCUCAAGUCGGUACAGACGCGAAAUGGACCGAAAACGGUCGUUAGUGUUAGUAAGACGUAUAUCAAGCUGAAAGAUUUGAUACUGGAGAAGAAGUCCCUCAAGAAGGAAACCAACCGAUUGCGGACGCUGAACUCGCACCUCGAGCGGAGGCUCGACUCGCAGGAGAAACGUCUCAGUGCUGUGAGUUUGGAACUGACAAAGACUUGGCAUCUGGUGGGAAAAAUGCAGCGCCAGCAUCGUCAGUUACAUACUCAGGAGCAAAUAUUACGUUAUCAUCUGCAGCAAAAGCGUCGGCUGCUCAGCGAGCUCAAGGAAGAGCUUGAGUACUGCCGAUUGAAAUGGUCGGCCGCACGAGCAAAAAAUAUCGAAUCCGAAGAUCAGUGGAAGUCCCUGAAGGCAGAUUUUGCCGCACGCCGAAAGCAAGACUCGCUCAACAACUCGGGAGAGAGUGGCUACAGUGACGAACAGCCGUCCGAUGAGGAAGAGGUCGUGAAUCGGAAGUCAAGUUUGGCUAAUCAGCAAUCGCCGGUCUACAGUGAAGGGUUGGAGGCGGACAAAUGGAACCAGAUGGUUGGUCGAUUGGAUAAAUGUUUUGUUGGUAGUUCGGUGUCGAAUAUCUACCAUCUUGCCGUCGCAAGUGUGUUGCGAAAGGCACACAGCGAGUCCGAUAUGAAAUCGUUGGAGAAUGUCGAACGAGCGAACCGAUUUUGCAAUGAAAAGAUCGAAGACUUGCCCAUCUUCCCGUACGAGGAAGAUGAAGCAGGCCCGGAACCGGAGGAAAUUCCUGUGGUAUUGCGAAAGAAGCGUCGGUCGGCCUCGAAAAAGGGCAAGAAAAGGCACAAUGAUGCGGGUCAGCCGGAAUCGGCCCAGGAUAUGUUUCUUCGAUUGAUGAAUCUUGCCGAGGCGGGACAGGAAGUGGAGGAAGAUGAUGAAGAUGGUGAGGACGACGAGCAGGACUUUGAGCGAACCGGGACAGGGAAUGAUAAUGCCGAGGGUGAGUACAGCGAGAACGAAAGUGCAAGUGAGCUGAGUGAGGAGGAGCUGGAAUGUUUGGAGUUGGCAGUAAUGGACGAACGUGCCGAAUCCUCGGUUACGCAGGAACGCUUCGAAGGACCGGAUGCAUCGUCACACUUCGACGCCGAUAGGGAACUGUCGAGUGAGGAACUGUUCCAACGGAAACGGGAAGCACGUUUGCAAAGAAUGGCUGAGCUCAAUUCCAGGUUGGACCGAUACUCGUCACCAACGCCGUCGGCAUCCCCUGCGGAAGUUCCACAGACGGCAGCGAACGAGGGAACGAGUAGCAGCGUAGACAAGACCGAAGAACAGGUAGUGCUGAGUGAGGAUGAACAGAAAUACCUGCAAAGACGUGCCGAGCGGUUGGAGCGGCUUGAGCGCGAGGCGAAGGAGUUCCGCAAUAGGCUUUCGAAAACGGUCCAUCGGGGAACCGAAAUAGCGGCACAGAUCGACGAGAUCCACAAUGGGUUCAUGGCCCGGCAAUCGGAAUCAUCUCCCGUAGCUGGAUGCUCAGGUGUGGCACAGACGAACGACAAGGUAGACCUGUCCUGCUUCACAGACAAGGAACGUGAGUACACAUCGGCACGGACCGAGCGGCUUGAACGGCUCGAGAACGAAAGUCAGAAAUUGCUGAGACAAAUGAAUCAAACAAUCCGACGCGGAAGUAGUCUCACGACGAAACUGGACAUGCUGCACACUCGGUACGGUUCCCCGGCGACUAAUGAACCGGAAGCAAGCGUCGAAACCAACAGCUCAGAACAAAUGAAGCCUAGCGAUGAAUCUGGGCCAAUAGAAUCUUGCCAGGCAGAAUCGACAGAGUUGUCAGUUCGGCAGGAUACUGUUACGGAGCAGGAGCAGCAGCAAGAUUACACCGUAGCCGGACCUUACAUGCCCAUGGGACCAAUAGAGCUAGUGCUAGUGUCGGACGAGGAAGUAAUGCAAGAAGUAAGGAACCUUUUGGAAGAUGAAAACGCUUCACUGCACGAUUCGGAAACUUCUAACGAAAAUCCUGAGCAAUCUUAGAAUGGGAUUACUAGCGAUCCCAAAGCCACCUACCUCGUACGAAAAGACAUCCACAUCUGAUUGCCAGGUUACUACUAAUAACGUGUAGACAGAGCCAGAGGAAAAGAGAUUCAGGGACAGAGGUCGUAUCUGUUGGCGACGAAGAAGCGAUUAAAGGUGAUUAAAGGGGAACAGAGGUUGAAGAAAAGCUUUCUGCGAAAAGUGUUUCGCAUGUGUUAAUUACACAAAAAUGAAUACAAAAAAGUGAAUUAAUUUUAAGUUCAAU